AUGUUCGAGGUCCCAGACUCGAAGCGGGUCCGGCGUGACGAGUUGUUUAAUGAUGUUGGUAAUGAUGGAGACGCACCCUCGGAUGCCGAGGUCAGUCUAGAUGAGGAUGCGGAAAAGGAGCUGCGUCGACGACUCAAUGCGCAGCUUUCCGGCCUGCUUGACUUUGACAUUACUGCGCCCACUGAGCCUGUAAAGGGGUCGUCAGGGCAAGUUAUUGGCGAAGCUGCUGCUGCCGAGGAUGGGGAAGAGGAGCCUGAUGAGCUCGCCUUUGAGUUUCGCCUUUUCCGCGACGAGGCACCUAGCCAUACCGUCGUCAUUCAGCAAAAUGAGGACAAGCCCGGCGCUCUCGGUGCCGGUGGGUUCGUCAUGCCAAGGCGGCCGGACGCGUAUUACAUCGCCGAGGCGCCCGACGCCGCGACGCUCGAGAAGCUCAGGUACUCUGCCGUCUCCUCGGACCAUCUCCUCGCCGACGCGGGGCGCAGACGUUGGGGCCUGGAGAGGCCGUGGCGGGUGUUGCGCAUCAGCGUCAGCGGCAAGCCGUUGACAGACGGAUCGUCGUCCGCCGUGACGGCUACAGCAGAUGAUGCAGACGCCAAAAAGAAGAGGCGGCCCGGCAAGAAGCGCAGAAUCGUCCUCCGGACGCGCGCCAAGGCAGAAAAGGAAAAGGCCGAGGCCGCGCGCAAGUUCCUCGAGAGCAAGGAGGAGCACCUCAAGGCCAAGAAGCAGCGCCUGAACCGGGAAAAGAAGCUCAAGCGCAGGGCCAAGGACAAGGAAAAGAAGGCAGCCGCUGGCGCAACCGGUGACAGCGGUUCAGUGGCCGGGCAAGGGGCUGAUGUGGAGAUGGCAGACGAUAUCAGCGAUGGCGGUUCGGCGGCGUGA
Molecule: messenger RNA, 879 nt
Organism: Pestalotiopsis fici W106-1
Lineage: Eukaryota; Fungi; Ascomycota; Sordariomycetes; Amphisphaeriales; Sporocadaceae
Exons: 2
Coding region: 1-879 (292 amino acids)
Source: RefSeq, a predicted model, not a curated record